Labeo rohita (rohu) is the source of this 2033-nucleotide messenger RNA. Its product is annotated as carbohydrate sulfotransferase 12-like. NCBI's taxonomy places the organism in Eukaryota, Metazoa, Chordata, Actinopteri, Cypriniformes, Cyprinidae. Gene Ontology annotation, cellular component: membrane. Gene Ontology annotation, molecular function: sulfotransferase activity. Gene Ontology annotation, biological process: proteoglycan biosynthetic process; carbohydrate biosynthetic process. The coding region runs from base 622 to 1365 and encodes 247 amino acids. The transcript has 3 exons. The record is from RefSeq and is a predicted model, not a curated record.
GUAUGUUUCCGCGUAUGAUGUAUAUGGGUAAGAGGCUAUUUGGUGAUUUUGACAUAUGAUAUGAAUGAUACACUUUUGUAAUAGCUUAUUCUUUCUUUAGUUUCACCACCUAGCUACAUUUAUUCUAGUUAAUUCAGUGAAACUAAAGCUUAAAUGUCCAAUUUUGAAAAUCAGUAGCCUAAAUUGAUUAAGAUGUGUUGACAUGUUGAGUCCAGUUGGUAGGCUAAUAUUAUUUUAAAAAAAUAUAUGUUUUACAGAAUUAUUUAACGUAGGCUAUGCUAUGUAAAUAAGCCUUACAGAGUACGCGUGAGAGGAGUCGUUUACUCUGUCUCGCACGGCAAAAGCAGGGUUUCAGAAGUCAAAUAAAAACGCCUCACGAACACAUCGACUUCUCCAUUUAGUUCCGAAAAAGGAAGAAGGGCAUACGGCAAUAAAGCAACACUAGGAUAAGGAGAUAGGCUAAGAAUUCUCAGCUUGAUUCAUUUCUGAGGCAUUGUUUAGUAUUCGGUUUAUUUUAAAGGAACUGGUAUAGUCUCCUGGCAAAAAUGGGAAUGCAGAGGCAGCUCCAGUGUAUCUUUCUUUUGGGAACAGUAUUGAUCACAUUCUUCAUAAUUUGCUGGGAUGCAAGAAAAGGUAGCAUGCACCAACUGGAAACGAGUCAUGAUUGUGCUCAGCCAGAACCUGAAGGCACCUGAUGGAGCGCCGUAUCUGGAUCCUCUUGACAUACCAUUAACGAUGAUCCAUAAUUCUACGUUGCAUAAGACGUUUAACAAGCUUUGGAUGCGUUUUGGACGGUACUCGCGUCCUUUGAUGCAUCACAAGCUGAAGAAUUACACAAAGUUCCUUUUUGUACGGGAUCCUUUUGUACGACUUAUUUCUGCUUUUCGAGACAAGUUUGUUAAGCCAGAUGAGUAUUUCUACAACAUGUAUGGCUCUGUAAUGCUUCGGCGUUAUGCUAAUAUUUCAGAACCCCCUGACUCCGUUAAAGAGGCCUUUGCCGAAGGUAUUAGAUUGUCCUUUACUCACUUUAUUAAGUACCUGUUAGAUCCACAGACGGAGGAGGAGAAACCAUUCAAUGAGCACUGGCAGCAGAUGUACAGACUCUGCCAUCCGUGCCAAAUUGAGUAUGACUUUAUUGGAAAACUGGAAACUCUUGAUGAGGAUACAGAACAUUUGUUGAAGAUUCUUGGGCUGGAUAAUUACAUUCACUUUCCCCCAGGGUACGAGAACAGGACAGCUUUGGAUUGGGAGCAAGAAUGGUUUGCAAACAUUUCAGUAGCUGACAGGAGAAAACUGUACCGUCUUUAUGAAACAGACUUUAGAUUAUUUGAAUACGACAAACCUGAGACACUUCUGGAUGAGUGAUUACAUAUUACUGUCUAAAAAAAUCAGUAUCAGUGAUCGCUCUUUCUGCUUUUGGAUUACUUCAAGGCCACAUAUGCAAAAAUAAUGGAUGUGUGUGUGUUUUGCUGUGUAUCCCAUAAAGUUGGUAUAUUCUUAAUCUAAUUUUGGGCAGAUUAUCCUCUGACCACACCUAUCUAUGGUUACUGAUUUUUCGCAUUCACAAACUUUGACUUAGUAGAUGUUAAGGAAACACAAAGUUGACAAACAGCCCAGUUGAGGUUGCAUUCUCACAAUGUUUGUGCUAAAAAUAACAGAAACUUUGCAAAUUUCGUCAUUCUGCUACAAAAGCAGUUUGUUUACAUACUUAAACAUUUUUGAGGCCAGAUUGAAACCACCUAUUACUGUAAAACUAUUGUUUUACAAUCCUUGUUUUAUGAUCCUAACCUAGAUUCUUGAUCUUUUUAACCUCUAACACAAGAUGGCUUUUGGGGUAAUUCCUCCUGUGUCUAGUUGAUCAGGUCAAACAAUGUUGCAACUUUUUCCCCUCUGUAUAUGAACUGAUGUACAGUUAUAGAUAUGGAUUGAGUAUAUGGAUUAGGUUUAAAAGCUGUUUGAUGAUUUUUUUUUGUUUUUUUUUUACGAAUGAUAUAUGUUUAUCAUCUUUUUCUUUGCCUUUUAAGUCAAAUGGA